Anopheles funestus (African malaria mosquito) is the source of this 6778-nucleotide messenger RNA. RefSeq names its product FERM domain-containing protein 5 (gene Frmd5). The record is from RefSeq and is a predicted model, not a curated record. Gene Ontology annotation, molecular function: cytoskeletal protein binding. Lineage: Eukaryota; Metazoa; Arthropoda; Insecta; Diptera; Culicidae. The coding region runs from base 1159 to 2889 and encodes 576 amino acids. Gene Ontology annotation, cellular component: cytoskeleton. The transcript has 8 exons.
UACGCAGUUUUCCCUCUUUGACAGCUACUUGUUUGGCUUCGUACCUUUGUUUACGAUUCAAAUACUCUCCCAUUUACUCUAUUUUUAAUGCAAUUACGCGCAGAAAUAAUAUAAAAUUUAAUAUUUUAGAGCCCCUGUUAAGUUGAUACCAGAUUAUAAGCGCAGUGCAGUGGAAAACCAUUCUAGGAAAAUGUCAAAACAAACGCCAUCGAUGGUGAUACCUUGCCUUCGUAAAGGAUAUCAACAGACUCGUCCUUUCACGCACACAUUGCUCAUGCGAGUUUUGACAGCUCCUCGCAGUUGCACCAAACGCACCUAGAACGAAUCCGUACACACACCACGUUCGUGACCGCGCACAUACAUCAGGCAGACACACGCGAGCGAGCGAAAAAUACGUCCGAAAGAAUUCAGAACCAUCAUAUUUCGCUGCAAAGGUUUGACCGUGCUUUUGGCGUACAUCACAAUAACCGGAACGGAAAUUCUAGUAUUCUCAGCAAGCCCUUUUUCGUCCGACCAGACACAAGUCGGGAAAGCUAAGCUGUGGUUGCUGCGUUACGGUACGGGUGUCGUGCAGAAAGGGCUCUCUCUGCAAAGUGUAACUAUCGAGUGCCUAGUGUUUCUAGCUUCCUAUUACAUGGGAAGGUGUCAUGUGCGACGAUAAAACCCCCAAUGCUAUCAUCCCGAGCAUCCCGUAAAUGUAUUUUCGACAAGAUAACAUCAACCUCAACAUCCUUGCCAGGGAGCACACGUUCGGAAAUCAACAAUUUUCGUUGGAGUGGAUGUCGCUGUGGAUGAAACCAAAGUGCCCCCAAAUGUUUUAGGGUUCAGCACCGUAUCGUAUCGUAGAAAAGUGUUGUGCCCAUGCUGCACACUCUCCUGCAUACACACGGAGCGUGGUGUCGUCCUUGCAGAAUAUUACAAAAGUGUCAAUUAUCAUCGUUUCCCGGCCAACGAUCUCUUCCGUGUGCCAGAAAGAAAGCAACAAAAACCUCAGCGACCUUCUCGAAUGGUGGUGUGUGCGUGUGUUGAACCGUAGACAGCUCGCUUGCGUAUGCCCGUGGGCCCUAACCGGCUGAUUGCGCCGCGAGAAGCAGCAGAAACCCAAAACAUCCAUUCGGUCCAGCACAGCUACUAUUCCGGAUCCGGAGAACGGUUACUAUGUUCAAAAGCCGCAGCGAAGGCAAUGUUGUUUACAAGUGCACCGUUCGGCUGCUGGAAGAUCUCGAUGUCCUGGAGUGUGAAUUUCAGCCACACCAUAAGGGUAGUUUCCUCCUGGACUACGUCUGCGAGCAGCUGGAAAUCACCGAAAAGGAUUAUUUUGGGCUCCGAUUUGUCGACUCCGCAAAGCAAAGGCAUUGGCUGGAUCUGGCGAAAACUAUAAUCAAACAAGUCAAAGAUGUUGAUCCACUCGUGCUUUCGUUUCGUGUCAAAUUUUACCCGGCCGAUCCCCUACGGCUAACCAACAAUGGGAAACUGAUGCUCUACCAACAAUUAAAACGCGAUCUUCGGCAUGGUCGUUUGUACUGUUCAGCUGGUGAGGCGGCCGCCUUGGGAGCGCUUAUAGUACAAGAUGAGCUGGGAGAUUUCGAUGCGGAAGCACACACCGGUGAGUACGUGUCAUCGCUAAAAAUUGCCCUGCGACAAUCGGAGCAGCUUGAAAAGAAGGCCAUGGAACUACACCAGAAGCGCGAACCGGGACAGGAAGCGGUCGCGGUAUACGAUGAGUUUGUCGGUAUCGCGCGCAGCCUAGAAACGUACGGUAUCGAUCCACAUCCGGUGAAGGAUCAUCGUGGUACACAGCUUUACCUGGGAAUUAAUUUUUCCGGCAUCAGCACGUUUGCGGCUGGACGUAGAACGCAGCACUUCCGCUGGCCUGAAGUUCACAAGAUAAACUUUGAGGGCAAAAUGUUCAUCAUCCAUCUAGCGUACUCGGAAGACCGGAGGGAAGUGAAAAAGCAUACAGUAGGAUUUAAGUGUCCGUCGGGCGCGGCCUGCCGGUACGUGUGGCGAUGUUCCAUCGAGCAGAUGUUGUUCUUUACUCUUCCAACUAGCCAACACGCCUCCGUAGUUUCCGGAGGUGGAUUUUUCUCUUGGGGUACCAAAUUUCGUUACUCGGGGCGCACCGAAAGGGAACUGAUGUCGGAAGCACUCCAAGCCCUUCGCCAACAGAAGCUCAACAAUACCAGCCCCAGCAAAAGGAAAGCACAAAGUGUCCCAGCGACGCCCUCGAGUCCUCAGGGAGAUUUGGCAGAAAUCCGUAAGUCCCGAUAUAGUAGCCUUCCACGAUCGACCAUGUCGGAACCGCUGGGCGGUUGCGGCGAUCAUAUGGCAUCGUCCGUGUACUGCACCGACAAUCCACUGCCAAUGCUAGAGACUGUAUCGGAGGAAGCGCGCAAAACGAACGGUGAGAGUAAUGACCACCUGUCCGAUUACUACUUCCGCGAUUCGUUCGAUCAUUCAUCGUCCGAGUCUGGCUUUACGGCGGCCAACAGUGCAAACGCGAUCGGCGAACAUCACCAUCGGCACGGGGCAUCCUCAUCCGGUGGUCACCAUCCCCAUCUGCAUCAUCACCAUCGUCAGGCGUAUACGACGGACAACAUUCCAGCGCUUGCCAUCCAUAGUGUUACGAACCACGCGGCCAGCAUCAUCCAGCAGCAGAAUGCUAGCAAUAGUGCGAAGAAUGCGAAAAAGUUCUCCCUGGUGCAGGCAUUCGUACCGUCGUUUGUAUUCGUGGUAGUGGUACUGAUCGUAUCGGCGAUCUACAUCCUCGAAACCGAUUCCGAGCUGUUUGCAUCGAUGCGCAACUGGCCGGAGAUGAUCUGUUUGCGCUACCAGUACUAUCAGCCUUUGAAGGAGUUCCUGGCGAAAAAGUUUGGUGCCAUAUUUUGAUUCAUUCUGACCGGACGCACCGAAGCUUCCUGCACUGGCGAUGAUGGACGGACCGUAUGUGGGCAGAGUGAAGGAUUUUCUACGUAUUACCCGCCACAAGAAUACUUUCGCGAGCGGGAUACGAGCGGCGUCGGUAACGAAACACCCAUUACGCUCACACUCACUCUGCCGACCGCAAGGGCUAUGUAGAUCAGUCCUCUGAUUACCAAUCCACUGGUGGCCAAGCAGUAGCUUCUGUGUUGUACACUGAGGGAUUACAAUUGGAUAACAUCGAAAUCCUAAUCCCAACUUAGACAUAUUGGCUUGGACAGAAUUUUGUUGUUAACAUGUGUUAGAUUCGCUUUCGCGCUAAUUAUUGCAGUAUUUGUUAUAAAAUAAUGUCAAUCAUUUUUUAUGUUAUUAGCACCGCUUUGUAUUUCCACUGAAACACGUUAAAGUAUUCCUUACCGUCAAUGACAUAACGUGAAGUCAUUUUAAAUGUAUUGGGUACAAAAAGGAUCAUAUUUAAAGUUUUAUGGUCGGUACCAUAUAAAUAUUUGAGGAAAAUGUGGAAAAAAAUCCAUACAUAGUUCGUAUUAGACGACAUGUUCGCAUAUUCUAAAACAAUUCGCAACUUCUCAACAACGAACCAACCAAACUCCAAAUCCGUCUUAUCUGUAUUUUUGAAGCAGUGUUACAUUAGUGAAAGAUGAAUUUGAAGAUACUACGAUGUGGUUUAGUUUUAGUGUAAGAUAACAAAAAAUCCCAAAUCAAGCUAAUACGCAACAUUUGUUAUACCUCCGCUACAUAAAACAGUAUUGGUUUGAUUGUGUUAAAAGCGACACUUUUUUAAUGUAAAAUUGUUAGGUUUACGCUACAAACGCUUUGAAACAAUUUCAUAAUAUCGCAUUUUAUUAACACACAACUUAGCUUUAUAUAGUACGUUAGUAAAUUUUGUAACCAAACUGUUGUGUUCUGUCUGACGCUAAGCAUCCUUUAGUUUUUGUGAUGCGGAAAAACAAACUCUACUUCAUCGUACCUCUCUUUUCUGGGACCACCAUCAUAUACGGUCACAACACCAUUCGCGCCAACUUGUCGUUCUUCUGUGGCAAAUGUGGCAAGGCAAAAGAUUUAUUUCUCGAAACGAUAGGUUUAAUGAUAAGGAGAAGUAUGUGACCGAAUAAUGGUAAAAUUGGAAAUAAAUUUACUUAGCUUUUUGCACUAAAAGCUCCACUGAAUAUGACGAUGAUAGAUUCAGUAGCAAAUGAGCAGUGAAUGGAAGAAAAGUUCCCCCGGAAACAAAUCGCCAAAUACUGAAACACUAAAACCAAACAAAGCAAUUGAAGUAAAGACAGAUCCAAUUACCGCAUCUUAGCGUGUUUGGUGUGAAGUUAGGAAGAGAUUACAACAUGGUCGACGACCAAAAACAAAACUUACAGCACACAACGGGUGAAGGAUAUUGUUUCCUUGGAGAAAUUUACUGAGAGGGAAAGCGAUGUGUUACCUUCUUCCGCGGAUUACUUACAGUGUGUAUAGUGCGGGUGGGCGUAUAUGACAUGUACCUACGACGAUGAUGGUAAAUGAUCGAUUAAUUAGCUUGCGAUAUGCUUGAAAAUGGUUAAAUUAACAUCGAAGCGAACAGUUUUUGGCAGUCAACACAUGAUUACGGCUCGAAAAUUUGAAGUAAACAAGUAUUAGCUAAUUAGAAUCAUAGGAUAGCUCAGAAACAGCUUCAUCAUUCCAGAUUAGCGGAACGAUAUUGGAUAAAAACCAAGGCCAGUGAUAAGAUAAGCGAUUAAGAUUUAGCAAUCGUAUCUCUUUGUCUCUACUUGUCCGUAUUAACUUACGUUCGUAAUUAGCUUACGAACAGGGUGAACAGAAACGGGAACGAACACUAAGUAUUAAACGCUAGAAAUUAUGUCGAAGCAACACUAUCGUUCCAUCACGGUCCUGCGUGAAAUCUGUCCGCUUUUGCUUAUGGUCCUGCCGGUCAUCAUACGCUCUGUAUGCUUGCUUAAGAGGGCUCUAGAUAUAUUAUACGGUAGGCCAGAAGCUUCCAAGCAGCAGAUGGAGGAGGGCGGUGAGUGUUGUGUGGCCAACAGCUAAAACAAAGCAGUAUUUGUAGGAAAAAAUACAUGGGGAUACAAAAACAAAUGUAAAACAUUGUUUCGUAAUUGGAAAAUGUGAGCAUUACCAAGCAUAUAUGUACGGUGGAAAACUUUUGAGCAGAAUGCAUUUUAACACUCGCACCGACACACCAACACAAUACAAAAAAACAAACAAACAAAUUGCUUGCCUUAUUUGCUACCGCACAGAGAGAGAGAGAGAGCGAGAGAACGAAAGAGAAAGGGAUAAAUUGUCCCUUUAAUGACAGUGAAAAUAAAAGCAUGGUUUUAUGGUGCGAUUGAUUGUAGAAGUAAUAGUAAUGCUGCAUUUAAGCAAUUCAUUAACUUUAGCUAGGUAAUUUUGAGUAUUAGCGAAACACGUACACGUGCACCGCACAUAGGGCAGCUUGUGUGUGCGUAUGCGUGAAGGUGGACAACAUACAUGAAAGCGCAAUUUAUCAGCGAUACGUCCAUUACAUGUUCAUAUCCGGUUCCGAAGGAUGUUUGAAAUUUCCUACGACAUUGAACGGAAUACGAGCUCACAUUUUACAGCUUGGAACGGAAAUAUGCUUUAGUUAAAUCAUGCACGCAGAUAGUAUUUUAGUGGUUUUAUUUCGUUAAAUGUCGUUAUGAUCAAUCACGCUUUAAGUUUGUUUGAAAACAACAGCUCCAUUAUACUUUUUGUCACAAUUAAACCCGAUAAACACAAAUAGAAGAUGAAAUGGACAAACUACAACUAGCGACAAUCAUUAUUGUUUCGUUUUUCCUUUUGCUUGUUUUUUUUUUGUUUAAUACACUUAAGUUUGCUUUUGAAACACCUACAAGAUGCCACCGACUAGCUGGAAAUUUAUGCAAACAGUAGUAGCAGCAGCAGCAGCAGCAGUAGAACAUAUCAGAAUGGAGAAAAUAGACUUAGGUAAUAAUUAUGUCACUCCCAAAUCCAUUAAACAAAAGCUAAUACUACGAUCCGAGAAAAUGAUCGCCGAGUUCCUAAACUCUCCUCAUUGAAACUAUACCGAAUGGUAAAGCAGUAGUAACUGAUAACCGGAUGCCAAUGAUUAGCCUCCCGCAUUGAAAUAGAAAAUUUGCUUGAUUUUUAUUUUAUUUUCUGCUCUCUUUAGUGAGUUACACAGCAUUUAAAUUACUUGUAAUAUCGACCAAAUUUUCGAUGCUAAAAAAAUCAAAAAGCAACAUUUAAACGUUCAGUCAUACGAAUCGUUUCAUUUAUAAGCUCUCAAGAAGCAUUAACAGUUUAUUAUAAAAUCCAUCAGCCAUUAUUUGAACGAAAAGAGUAAAAAUGAACAUUCUGAAGUAUGCAAAGGUUUUAAACCAACACCUCCCGGUCAAGCCAAUGCGGUUGCAUCGAGUUGGAAAACAAUUUACUAAGCACUAUUUUCAGCUCGACCUAGCGUGUAUACAGUUUGUGAAAGCACUGCAACUUUCCAAGCUUUUCCCGUUCCCCAUAGCGUUAAGUAAUGGUUGGGUUCGCAAUAAAAGCGCAAACAUUUACCCAAAAUACCGAACUUUGCAGCCAAGUUUGAAGCAACUUUGGUGCUCGGAUGUAUUGACACACAAUACGGUACGUUAAACUUCCUGCGCACUGUAUCUCGGUUAAAGAAAUCGGCGCUACAAAAACAAAGAAAUAAUGGCAAAAGACAAGAACGGUAAACAAAACUUUAAAAAUUAAAUUUAAUAGGUUUUAAGACAACGCAAACAAAGGGAUGUUAAGAAGAUGGGAAAGGGAAGAAAAACCAAUUACAUGUAACCAAACUGGAUAGUAAUAAAAUGAGAUAAUCUUUCCUAAG